Messenger RNA from Alternaria postmessia, 621 nucleotides. RefSeq lists its product as uncharacterized. The coding region runs from base 1 to 621 and encodes 206 amino acids. Lineage: Eukaryota; Fungi; Ascomycota; Dothideomycetes; Pleosporales; Pleosporaceae. The transcript is spliced from 3 exons. The record is from RefSeq and is a predicted model, not a curated record.
AUGCUAGAGCAUGUCAAUCACGUUGGACCUCGGAGGACCAUCGUCCAGCAGUUAUCAGAAAGAGGGGUGUCCGCAGAAGAUAUUGAUACCGUAUUGUUCAGUCACGCUCAUUGGGACCACUCGCGACCCAUCAGCGACGUAUUUCCGAAUGCGAAGGCGUACUUCGGUCCAGGAACAAGGGCAGCAUGCCAGCCAGGGCAUAUGAAGGAUCCAAGUCUGCAGUGGGAUGGCCGCUUCUUCGACCCGGAGCAUUCGACCGAAAAAUGGGACGAGCUACAAGGUGAAUGGAGACCUUUUGGCCCGUUUGAGAGAGCGUUGGACUACUUUGGUGACGGCAGUUUCUGGGUCCUCGAUGCGCCUGGUCAUAUGCCAGGCAAUAUGGCUGCUGCAGCAAGACUGCAAGGCGGCGAGUGGGUGAUGCUUGGUAGCGAUUACCUCACUUCUGCGAAAGACACCAUUGCCAAGAUACGACAGCUGGAAACCAAUUUUGGUGUUCACACCGCGCUCGCGCACGACGCGUCGUGGUUGAAGCAGGGCACAGAUCAAGUGCUCAUGUCGCUGCUGGACAGCAAGAUGCGCGUCGCAGCCAAGGAGAAGAUACCGUUUGAUGAGAUACCAUAG